Molecule: messenger RNA, 2019 nt
Organism: Humulus lupulus (European hop)
Lineage: Eukaryota; Viridiplantae; Streptophyta; Magnoliopsida; Rosales; Cannabaceae
Exons: 2
Coding region: 1-2019 (672 amino acids)
Molecular function (GO): RNA-DNA hybrid ribonuclease activity; nucleic acid binding
Source: RefSeq, a predicted model, not a curated record
AUGGAGGAGUUGGACGAAGUCCAGAUACAUCCGGAUUUUCCAGAUCACAAAGUCCAAAUCGGAUCACGAUUGGAUCCUGACAUCAGAACUAAGCUCAUUGAUUUUUUAUCUGCCCAUUAUGAUUGUUUUGCUUGGUCCCAUGCGGACAUGAUUGGAAUUGACCCCGAAAUAAUUGUCCAUAAAUUGCAGGUUGAUCCAGACUACCCACCAAGGAAGCAAAAAAGAAGAAAAUUUGCCCCUGAAAGGAACAAAGCCAUUAACGAAGAAGUUCACAAGCUUAUUGAUAAUGGGUUCGUGAGGGAGGUGCAUUAUCCCGACUGGAAAUAUAAUAUGAAACUGAAUCCAACUAAAUGUUCUUUUGGUGUGACUGCAGGAAAGUUCCUUGGGUACCUAGUAACCCAAAGGGGAAUCAAGGCAAACCCAGCACAGAUAGAGUCAAUCCAAAGGAUUCCUUCCCCAACGUGCAUAAAAGACGUACAGAAACUAACUGGACGCAUUGCAGCACUCAGCCGAUUCAUCUCAAAGUCUUCAGAACGAUGUCACCUCUUCUUCAACACACUAAGGAAAUCAAAAACCUUCGAGUGGACAGCUGAAUAUGAAGAGGCACUGGGCCAGCUAAAACAGUACCUGACCAACCCGCCUCUCCUCUCAAAGCCAAAAGACAAUGAGACAUUAUUCAUCUAUCUAGCAGUAUCCGAGACAGCAGUUAGCGCAGUCCUAGUCCAGGAAGAGGAAGGCAAGCAGUCUCCAGUCUACUAUGUAAGCAAAGCUUUGCUUAAUGCAGAAACCCGAUAUAGCCAGCUGGAGAAGCUUGCACUAGCACUCAUCCACGCAGCAAGGAAGCUACGCCCAUACUUCCAGUGCCAUCCAAUAACGGUCUUGACCACCUUCCCACGCAAAACAAUCCUCCAUAAACGAGAACUGUCAGGCAGACUGACCAAGUGGGCGGUAGAGCUCAGCGAGUACGAAGUAACAUACAAGCCACAAACUUCCCUCAAAUCUCAGAUAUUAGCUGAUUUCAUUGCAGAUUUUACACCUAACAUGCAUGUGCAGGCAGAAAAAGAACUUUGUUGCCUGACCGAGGGACAAUCAGUCGGAAUCUGGAAGUUGCAAGUAGACGGCUCAAGUAACACCAGAGGAAGUGGACUCGGACUCGUCCUGACUUCACCCCAAGGUGACAUAAUCGAACAAGCAGUCAGAUGCGGGUUCAAAGCUACCAACAAUGAAGCUAAAUACGAAGCAAUGAUAGCAGGACUCGAACUAGCCAAAGACAUGGGAGUAAAAAAGAUCAUGGUCUUCAGUGAUUCUCAAUUGGUAGUCAACCAAAUGCAAGGUAGCUACCAGGCCCGGGAUAACAAAAUGACUGCCUACCUCAACAAGACUAAAGAGUUGCAGUCAGUCUUCGACGAGUUCACUAUCAACCAAGUACCAAGAGGGGAGAACAGCCAUGCAGAUGCAUUAGCAAACCUUGGAUCCUCCAUCCAGACAACCGACCCCAAAACAAUACCUGUAGUAUAUCUCCAAUGGCCAGCUGUCUGGAAAGAUGAAGAAGAGCAAGUUAAUGACAUCUCCAACAACCGAACAUGGAUGACUUCAAUAGUCGAGUACUUAGAACAUGACAUACUUCCCGAAGAUAAGAACGAAGCACGUCGGGUCAAGGCUCAGUCAGCCCGCUUCACUAUUAUACAAGGUAAACUCUAUAAACGUUCAUUUUCUGGUCCAUAUUUGAAAUGCAUUAACCCUGCAGAGGCCAAAUACGUACUGGCUGAGUUGCAUGAAGGAGAGUGCGGCAACCACUCUGGAGGACGAAGCUUGGCGCACCGUGCCCUAACACAAGGCUACUACUGGCCAACCAUGCGAGCUGAUGCCUCUGACUAUGCAAGACGAUGCGACAAAUGCCAACGGUUCGCUCAGAUAUCCCACCAACCUCCGGAGCGUCUCAUCUCGAUCACGUCCCCUUGGCCAUUCAUGAAAUGGGGGAUGGAUAUAGUAGACAAGCUUCCAACCGCACCAGGAUAG